AUGAAGUUUUCCGUCCUCUCUAUCCUAACCCUCGGCCUCACCGCCGGUGCCCUCGCCGCCCCUGCCAACAUGGAGCGCGAUCUCCCCACCAUCACCGGCGUCCUAUCUGGCAUCGGCCCCAAAGUCGACGCCCUCGACUCAGCCAUCCAGGCGUACACAGGCGGCGACGUGACCAAGGUCCAACAAGCCUCCGACAGCCUUGUCGAUGCUAUCAACGCCGGCACCACCAAGGUUAGCGGCACCUCUAACCUCAGCGGUGGCGAUGCUCUCGGUCUUCCGGGCCCCGUGAACGACCUCAAGCAGAAGAUCACCACGGCCGUUACCCAUCUAUCGAGCAAAAAGUCCCAGAUUGUUCAGGCCGGCAAGGGCGCCCAGACCUACAAUGACCUGAUCCAGCAGAAGACAGCUGCCAAGAAGCUGUCGGAUACGAUUGUCUCCAAGGUUCCUGAGAAUUUGCAGAACCUUGCCUCCGGCAUUGCGGGCGGUAUCUCUGAUGCUAUUGAGAAGGGGGUUCAGGAUUUCCAGGACCAGGCUGGGAAGGCUGGAAAACGUGAUGUUGAGGGCGCUGAGGCUGUUGCUGCUAUUGAGGUCUAA
Aspergillus oryzae RIB40 is the source of this 594-nucleotide messenger RNA. Its product is annotated as cell wall mannoprotein 1 family protein. Lineage: Eukaryota; Fungi; Ascomycota; Eurotiomycetes; Eurotiales; Aspergillaceae. Gene Ontology annotation, cellular component: extracellular region. The transcript has a single exon. The record is from RefSeq and is a predicted model, not a curated record. The coding region runs from base 1 to 594 and encodes 197 amino acids.